AUGGACCGAUUACCAUUAGAGCUGGUCACGAACAUUUUAUCACGGCUUGACUUUGAAGAACAGUUUCCUCACUUACCAACAGUAAAUUCAAUUUGGUAUGCCGCACUCAAGGAUAUCAAGCUACUUGUAGUCAAGGCUUCUCCUAGCUUAAAACAAGCAGACUUGGGAAAGGUUGUUGCGUUAUUUCCACUUCUUCAAGAACUGCACCUCAAAACAGCCGACUAUAUGCAAGAUACUGCAUUGGUGCAUCAAAUUGCCCAACAGUUCAAAGGACAUUCUAACCUGCGCCUUAUCGUAAGCAGCAGCGAUAUGAUUAUCAAAGGCGUGCUAAAAGGUUGCCCGAAACUUGAAUCUGUCAUUCUAACUGCCGAACCAAUAAUGCAAAGCCACAAUGAAGAUCAGGUUUACGAGACGCAGCUGAACCAAGAAAUGAACUUGGGAUCGGUGACAACCAAUCUUGAAAGUACUUCUACAUCCAACUUUAGGUCAUACGAUUCAACCCCAUUAGGACCUCGCGGUCGUCGAAAUAUUGGGCUUCUUCUUGCCGCAUUGCCAAAACUAAAAAAUCUUGAUGUCGACGGACCGUCUUUCUGGCGUCGUCAUUGCUUAUUUGGGCAGUCUAGUGAUGCAGUGCAUGCACCUCGGCGAAUCGGACAUCACCUUGAAUCUCUUAAAUUAACAUCUGUAAAUAGUUGGACUAUGAUCAAUUUUCUUUCUUGGCUAGAUAGCUACAACCGAAAUAUUACCGAUAAUUCGAGAGUAGCUAUAUCAGAUGUCGACAAAGAAUUCAAAGUGCAUGAUGCAAGCGAGUUUAAAAUCAAUAUUCCUCAACCCAUCAACGAUCAAGCACCCCUAUUCAAUCUUAGGCAUCUUUAUCUAGAUAUUGACUAUCUCUACCUUCCAGCCAAUGCAAUCAAGGUUCUUUCUCAAGGCAGCCCCAAUCUUCAGUCACUAAAGAUUAAAUUUGGCAUUCUUCCUCAUAAUUUAAUAUUUGACAUCAAAACAUAUAUGAGCUCGCUCAAGAGUCUAACUUUAUCCAAAUGCGAUGUUUGGUUUGUGUCCCAGAAUUGGGCUCAUUUUUGCAUAUUUUUAGCUUCCCGGAAGAUAUCCACCAAUGUCAAUACUACCAGUCAAGGAUUGGAAACUUUAUCAUUCAACAUGUGCACAAUCCAAAUCCUAGAAGAACCACGCUGGCACGAGGAGUAUCAACAACUGAUGUCACAUACCCAUCACCAUCCCGAUUCCUAUACUCGGACACCUCAACCACAUAUACCAUCUUUUGGUCUUAAGCAACUCAAAAUCUUUGAUACAGGACAUUCUCGUGUGGACUCAAGUGUGUUACAUACUCUUAUUGUUACGUUUCCAGAAUUAACCGUGCUGAGACUAGAUGUGACAUGCGAUUGUUUUCCAAUCCAAGAUGCCUUUUUUUUGGAAAGCCUUCGGCGUGGAUUUGCAAAUCUACGUACACUUGAAUUACGUGCAGGGAAACCUCAACAUUUACCUGAUACAAGCGACUCGCUUGUGGAUUCUGCCAUUAUCGAUCAAUCCAUCCGCAUGCCAUAUUUAAAACGACUAUCGUUGUGGUGCUUCACCUCAUUUCCUCACUUUCUGCUUCGUCCAAAUGUAGACACAAUUGAAGAGUUGGUUAUUAAUUAUCCAGCAAUUAUUCCUGCAUUUCAAGACACGCAUCCAGUUCAGCAUGGUCAUAGCAGCACUCAAGGUAGCGAAAAGUACAGUCAGUUAUCUCGGUUAAAAACUUUAGAGAUUCGUGGAUUAUCGAAUGCUGCACAUGCCAUCUGCUUGGCGGUGCUGGACAUGAUUGCUUCAAAUGCCCCUAAUCUGACAUCACUUUCCUUGAUUGCGCUAUGUCGUGUUACUGCAUCCCUUCCUUUACGGCAUCUUUUGCAUCUAACAACUUCAAGUCCAAACCUCACUACUUUGCACACCAGUGGCUUUAUUUUUCCAGACGAUGGGUUUAUUUGCCUCUGCAAUGUCUGGCCCAAUCUAUCAUCCCUAGAAAUCAUAGGUGCACACUGUGCAGGGACACUCACGCCAGAAUGGGAAAAGCAAAGCCUAGAUCCGUUCAUGGCCUCGCACCGAAAAUUGUAUCGUCUUACAUUGGGAAUAUCCCAGCUAGCCAUACCGGGAUUUGAACUAUUAAAUGCAUCAGCAUUGAUUUCUCAGCUAACUUCCCGCGGUAAUCUGAUGAUGUCUGAUUUUGAUUUUGAUUCUGAUUUUAUGCAUACGGUACAAGCAGCCAAUAUGGCAACGUAUAAAAGACUUGGAGCAUAUAUGCGGGCAAAAUAUUUUUGGAUGCGAGAAUGUAUCAUUCAUGGUCCUUGA
Messenger RNA from Batrachochytrium dendrobatidis JAM81, 2343 nucleotides. RefSeq lists its product as uncharacterized. The record is from RefSeq and is a predicted model, not a curated record. NCBI's taxonomy places the organism in Eukaryota, Fungi, Chytridiomycota, Chytridiomycetes, Rhizophydiales. Gene Ontology annotation, molecular function: protein binding. Gene Ontology annotation, biological process: SCF-dependent proteasomal ubiquitin-dependent protein catabolic process. Gene Ontology annotation, cellular component: SCF ubiquitin ligase complex. The transcript is spliced from 2 exons. Bases 1 to 2343 code for a protein of 780 amino acids.